AUGAGCCCCAGAGAAGAUGUCCAUCAUCCUGUCACUAUGCAGUGCUAUUCAAAUACCAAGAUGUUAUCAACUUCCAUUAUCACCUCCUCACCUUCCUCAUCAUCCUCAUCCUCAUCCACAUCCGAUACCUUUGUCUCUUCCCAUCCCUCUUCCACAACCUUUGUCUCGUCUGGUAUCUAUGACUCCUCCGAGUCUAACUCUCUUUCAUUCUCACGUGAAUCAAUGACAGUGCACACCAGCGAGGGAGUCACAUCACCUCUCCACAGCAUGGAUCCUCUACGACAGGAGACCGCGGAGAUGGAGAUACUGGGUGGAAUUGCCCAGCUGGCGGCAAUGAUAGACCGCAAAGACGACCUGGAUGACAAGCACAACGAAGAGCGGGACAGACUUGCCUCAGGGAUUGAAGACACCAAGGUACUACUUGGGUUGCAUCUCUGUCGUAUCGAGGAUGAGCUCACGAGACAGGUCCUCCUCGAGACCUUCUUGCUUCAUCUUGGACCGACAGAUGCACCGUGGAUGCUCGCUCCACUUCUCGCACGUCUUGCCAGGGGCAUUUGA
Messenger RNA from Penicillium coprophilum, 558 nucleotides. RefSeq lists its product as uncharacterized. The transcript has a single exon. Bases 1 to 558 code for a protein of 185 amino acids. Lineage: Eukaryota; Fungi; Ascomycota; Eurotiomycetes; Eurotiales; Aspergillaceae. The record is from RefSeq and is a predicted model, not a curated record.